AUGCAUAAUUCUUGGGAAAACCUUUCACCUCCCUCAUUCUACUGCUCUUCAUGCUGUCAACAGAUUAUCAUCGCCGCUUAUCUCAAGGGUAUUCCCCUUGAGUUCACCUAUAUCGACCUUGGCGCUAGAGAGCACACUACCGAAGAAUACAAACAAUACAACCCCAGCGCUAGCGUACCUAUAUUAGUGGUGACCAGCGAGAAUGGCGAGAAGACUACCAUCCGCCAAUCCAUGACUAUUCUGGAAUAUUUUGAAGAGAGGUUCCCGGAUAUUGCUCCACUUUUCCCUCCCGCAUUGCGGGAUCGGGUGAUAGUGCGAGACCUAGUGAAUAUCAUCGCUAUCGAUACGCAACCCCCCACAAAUUCCCGCAUAGCGCAGCGGGUGAAGUCCAUUCGAGGGAAGCUCGAAGACCAGGUCGGUUUCGUCAAACAGGCUUUUACUGACGGAUUCCGAGCCUAUGAGAGCCUGCUGACGAAGCAGGCUGAAGAGGGGACUUUUUCCUUUGGUGGCUCUUUGUCCAUGGCCGAUGUGGUUCUGGUUCCCGCAGUUGAUCAGGCUCUGAUGUACCGAUUAGAUUUAGAUAUUGUGCCUAAUGUCAAGCGGAUUUAUCUCGCUCUCAAGGAACUGGAACCUUUCAAGGCUGCGGAUUGGCGGAACCAGGGGGGCACACCGGCGAAAUUUCGCAUUCAAGACUCUUAG
Penicillium atrosanguineum is the source of this 699-nucleotide messenger RNA. RefSeq lists its product as uncharacterized. Gene Ontology annotation, molecular function: glutathione transferase activity; maleylacetoacetate isomerase activity. The transcript has 2 exons. Lineage: Eukaryota; Fungi; Ascomycota; Eurotiomycetes; Eurotiales; Aspergillaceae. Bases 1 to 699 code for a protein of 232 amino acids. The record is from RefSeq and is a predicted model, not a curated record. Gene Ontology annotation, biological process: glutathione metabolic process; L-phenylalanine catabolic process. Gene Ontology annotation, cellular component: mitochondrion.